Oldenlandia corymbosa var. corymbosa is the source of this 821-nucleotide messenger RNA. The record is from the annotation of a GenBank genome assembly. NCBI's taxonomy places the organism in Eukaryota, Viridiplantae, Streptophyta, Magnoliopsida, Gentianales, Rubiaceae.
UUAAUAGUACCAUAUUGAUUUUGUUUCCUCCACAACUUGUGGCAUUCAUUUCCAGCCAUUCUAUUCGUUUAUUCAUAGUGUGCUCCGGCCAAAAUUUUAUACAUUAACCAUUGCGAGUUUUGAAAAAAAAACAAAAAAAAAGGUUUAGAUUCAUAUCGUACAAAUAUAAUUUUGCACAUUUCGACAAGUGAAAAUCUCCCAUUGACAGUAUUCUUGCAUAAAGAUCAGGGAAUUGCCAGUAACAAUCUGGUUUUUCGAUCAUUCUUGUGGAAAAGCCAAUCAUAUUGGUCUACUUCAUUUCAAUAACGUCUUAAGUCUUUGUUUCGUUUCAGCAAAAGGUGGUGAUUAAAGUGGUCUCAAUGAGUGAUCCCAAAACCCGCAAGAAGGCCCUCAAAACUAUUGUUAGUUGCUUUGGUGUUGAUUCUAUAGCCUUGCAAGGGGAGAGCAAGGAUGAGAUAGAAGUCAUUGGAGAAGGAAUGGAUGAUGCAGUGACAAUCACUAAGUCGCUGAGGAAAAAUGUUGGCCAUGCGGAGAUUGUUAGUUUGGGCCCCGUUGAUUGAUAAACUAAGGAAGAUGAUGAGAAACAUGACAACCAUUGAUAAAAAUUGGAACUAAAAGUUUAUACGGGUCUAGUAGCCAGAAUGGCUAGAAAUCGGAACUAAAGAGGGAGAGUGAAUUUAUGUUGAUCCAAUCAUGUAGUUUUUUUUUUUUUUUUUGAAAAGGCAAUCACGUAGAUGGUUACUACAUAGUGCUUACUUACUAUCGAACACGUAUAAUUUGUAUUAUUAACGAUAUAACAUGAAGACAUUCUCGUAUGGCAG